This is a messenger RNA of Cynoglossus semilaevis (tongue sole), 7063 nucleotides long. Its product is annotated as protein TANC1-like. The coding region runs from base 628 to 6222 and encodes 1864 amino acids. NCBI's taxonomy places the organism in Eukaryota, Metazoa, Chordata, Actinopteri, Pleuronectiformes, Cynoglossidae. Gene Ontology annotation, molecular function: protein binding. The record is from RefSeq and is a predicted model, not a curated record. The transcript has 30 exons.
UGGCUAUUUUUUUUACACUUUUUACUUGAAAAACUAGAAACCCAUAAUAAAAUGUUGCUUGUCCUCUUUUAAUUGCUUUGCAAUAAGAAGUUGGAUUAAAGUGUCUCUGUGGAGUCCUUAAACAUUGUAUGACAUGUAAAUGAAAAAUGAAAUUGCUGAAUUAAAUAAGAGAUUCAUGACACAAUAAAAUAUGCAUAAUCAUAAUAGGCCUAAUACUACAGAGACCUGCAUCUAAUUCAAAAUAGAUGACAAGACUGACGUGGCGUGUGCAUGAAGCGCACACCCACUUCAUCUUUCCUCCCUCACUGUGCGACUGGACUAGGGAGGUGCAACGAUUCUCUCCGAGUUUAUCUUCAGUACAAAUCUGCAAAGCCAUGCCUUCAUCGGAAAAGACAUAAAAACAGGUAAUUUCAGACAGAUAUUAAUGUGUUAUCAUUUUUACAUGUGAACAUUAAUGAUCAAGUGGAGUAUGUUAGAGAAAAGUCCAAUUAGGCAGAAUCUGGCUCUGGAUUUCAAAUGGAAAAUUAAGACUUUUUAGGUAUUGCUGUCUAAAAACACAUGAUCAUUUAAUGUCUUUUUUGUUUUCUUAGUGUUUUGGUGGCAGCAGAGAGAGCAACAGCAACAGUGAUGUUUAGAGCAGUGUUUGGACAUAAGAAUGAAGAAGGAAGAAAACAUGGAGGGAAAAAGACCCAGCGGCAUCAAGGCACUGUGGUUCACACCCACAGCACCUUACAGAGGGGCAAAACUGGACGCGCCAGUCAUCUUGGGGAUACUAAAAACUCUGCAAGGAUGAAAAGGUUGACCAAGGGUCUGUCCAUUUCUUUACCAUCCUCUCCUCUUCCUCCACGCCAGGCUGAUAUGGCCUCCUCUCAGACUUGUAACCAUUUUCCUGGACGGGUGAAGAAGCUUGAGUAUGUCGAGGACUCUUUUAGUGCCGGAGAACCUCUUGUCUUUGCCUCGUGCCGCGGCGAGACACACCAAGGAGACCUCCAAGUGGUGCCCAAGCUGGGCUCCUCCCUUUCUACCGAGGAACUGAUGACCAGACUAUGUUUCUUAUUGGGAGAAGCCACGCCUGGCACUGAUAGCUCUCCUAUGGAGGACAGGAGGGGAAAGAAGUGUGACAUCUCUGCCCAGGGAGGGAGUCCUAGCUCCACCCUGACCUGCAGCACUGCCUCCCCCUGUUCAGAAAGCCCCUCUUCCACCCUCAGCCCCCCUGCUGAAAGUCAUCAUUUGCCCCAACCUUUGCCCUUACCUUCACCACACUACAACUCCAGCAACAGCCCCUGUGGGACCCUGUCCAGUCGAGGUCCGAGUCCUGCCCGUGCUCCUGCUCCUGGGGGCAUUACAGGACAUAGCCAUGGGCCUCCUGCUCAAAGCCCCACGUCCACCCUGGAGAGCAAGGACAGUGGAAUCAUUGCGACCACCACCAGUUCCUCUGAGAAUGAGGAGCGCAGCACCACCAGUGAGGUGCUGAUGAAGGACGAAGGCCCAGUGGGCGGCACCGGUGUAAUGGGGCAUGUAAGUGGAGAACAUCACACUGGGCCAAACAAGGACACUCUGACCGUCCAACUAAACGAGACUCUGUCCAAAACCGACGUCACUGAGUCCAGGACCCCACCGGCACCUAAAAGACCCCUCCCACAGCACAAUGUGAACAGCACCUCCUCUCUGGCGAUGCCUCGUCCAAACUCCGUGGCAGCCACCAGCUCCACCCGACUGGAGGAUCUAAGUUUUCUGGACAACCCCAGAGCUGGUGGACACAGGGGCUCUGUUCGCAAACACAACACGGCUGAACGCACAAAUGAAGACGCCAAAGGGAGAUUAGUGGCCUUCAGACAUGCUGACAUCAUGCUGAAACCGCUGCUGUUUGAAGUCCCCGGCAUCACUGCUGACACCUCGUUUGUCGGGCGGGAUUGGCUCUUUACACGUCUGGAGGAGGUCCUGAGAAAAUCCACCAGCUGUGACGGACGCGGGGCUGUAAUUGUAGGAAACGCAGGAUCUGGCAAGACCGCCAUCAUAUGGCGUUUGGUGAUGCUGAGUUGUCACAGCACGCGGACACCGCUGGGAGGUCCCAGCUUCUCACACACCUCCACUUCGCCUAAAUGUGGUGAGAAGCAGAGUAAACCGGUCCCCAAACAGCCAGCUGAAUCCCAGCCCAGUCUAAGCCCUGCUGCAGGAGACAGUACAGCACAGACGAAGGAGGCUGUCAGAUGCUUGGCUGCCAAGGUGGUAGCCUAUCAUUUCUGUCAGGCUGACAACACCUACACUUGCCUGGUGCCAGAGUUAGUGCACAGUGUUGCUGCCCUGCUGGCAAGAGCUCCGCAACUGGGCCCCUACAGGGAACUGCUGGUGCAAGAACCUCAUCUCCAGAACGCACUCAGUCUGCGCGCCUGUGUUCAAGACCCCAUCGCUGCCUUCAGGAAGGGGAUAAUUGAGCCCCUAGCAAGCCUGCGUAAAGAGAAGAGAUUACCCGAGGAGGACUACAUCAUAUUGGUGGACAGCCUUAAUGAGGCAGAAUUCCAUAAACCAGACAACGGGGACACCAUCGCAGCUUUUAUUACCAAAAUUAUCUCCAAAUUUCCAGUGUGGCUAAAGCUGGUGGUCACAGUCAGAACAGGCCUAGUGGAAAUCACGACCCUCCUUCCCUUCUCUGGCAUCUCCCUGGACAUUCUACCCGACAGCAGUGACCUCGGGGCUGACCUCAGUGACUACAUCCAUCACCGGGUCAGCAGCAGUACCCAGGUUGCAGCCAACGUCACCACACCUACAGGCUCCGCCCCUGACCCGCUGCUCCUCAGCAAGUUCAGCAGCCAUCUCUCGACGCGCAGCCACGGCUCCGUCCUCUACCUUCAGCUCAUUCUGGACCUGUUCCAUAAGGGUCACCUGGCUAUAAAAGGAGGGAACUAUCUAGUAGUGCCUGUCUCCCUGUCAGAGGUCUACCUGCUGAUGUGUCGCGUGAGCUUCCCCGAUAAAGAGCUCUUUGAACGGAUACUGCCGGUGCUAAAUGUGGCUCUGGCUUCUCUGCACCCACUGACUGAUGAACAAAUGUUCAGGGCACUCAAUGCAGGCAGCGUGAGGGGAGAGCUGGAGUGGAACGACUUCCAGCAGAGAUUAGAGACUCUGGCUGGAUUCAUGGUCAAACGGAGGGACGGCACCCGCAUGCUCUGCCAUCCUUCUUUCAGAGAGUGGCUGGUCUGGAGAGCAGAUGGAGAAAGUACAGACUUCCUCUGUGAUCCCAGGAGCGGCCAUGCUUUCCUGGCCUUCAUGUUCUCCAGACAGGAUGGAAAACUCAACCGGCAGCAGACUAUGGAACUGGGCCACCACAUCCUGAAGGCUCACAUCUUUAAGGGUUUGAGUAAGAAGACAGGUGUGUCCUCCAGCGUUCUGCAGGCUAUGUGGGUAAACUACAGCACAGAGAGCCUGUCCGCUGCACUGUCCUCCCUGAGGAACCUAUAUACUCCAAAUAUCAAGGUCAGUCGGCUGUUGAUGUUAGGUGGAGCGAGUGUCACCUGGUGCACUGAGGUCGUCGGACGCGCCCCUAUUUUGGCAGUUCAUGCCCACCUGGGACACCUGGAGAUGGUGGCCUUGCUUCUGGAAAUGGGCGCUACCGUAGAUGGAACCACGGAGAACGGCAUGACACCUCUGUGCUUGGCCACGGCUGCAGGACACGCCGACAUCAUCGGCCUGCUGUGCAAGAAAGGAGCCAAGGUGGGCCACGCCGAUAAGAAUGGCCAAUGUGCACUGGUCCACGCCGGGCUGAGAGGCCAUGCGGAGAUCGUCAACUUCUUGCUGAGCCAGGACUGGGGGGCAGAAAUCCCAGCAGACCGCAAUGGCAACGACACGGUGACUGGGAAAACACAGGCCGUACAACAGGCAGCCACGGCUGCAGCGAGCAUGGGACACACACAGGUGGUGAAGAGUUUGCUGGAUUUGAAAGAUGAGCAGCUGGCGGUGCAGAUGGAGGCGCAGGACUCUCUCUGGGGAGAAACUGUGCUGAGCGCAGCAGCGGGGAGAGGGAGGAUGGAGGUGUGCACGCUUCUCCUGGAGAGGGGGGUUGGGCUGGAAACUGCAAAUCGCAGAGGAAUGGUCCCACUGCUCAGUGCUGCCAAACAUGGACACACACAGGUCGUAGAACUGCUGCUGAAAAAAGACGCAGACAUUAAUGUCUGCGACAAACUGGGUCGGAGUCCGCUGACGCUGGCUGCCUCUGAGGGUCACAGCAGCACUGUGGAGCUUCUGCUGUCCAAGGGUGCCUCUCUGUCCUCUGCUGACCAGGAGGGUCUGACUGCCCUCAGCUGGGCCUGUCUGAAGGGUCAGAAGGGGGCAGUGCAGCUGUUAGUGGACUCUGGUGCAGAUCUGAACCAGGCGGACAGACUGGGAAGGACACCCCUGGAUCUGGCUGCCCUCAACGGCGACGCAGAAACAGUUCACUGCCUGGUUGAACAUGGAGCGGUGCUGGAACGAUCUGACAACAACAGCACCCGAGGAACAGACCGAAAGACUGGCUGCCAGAAUCCAGCACUGGUGGCGUCGCUACUUAAGAAAGGAUCUAAGACAGGAUCUGCUCUGCAUGAUCAGUCAGGUCAUGCCACGUGGGCCAUGGCCUCCACCAAACCAGACAUUCUGCUCAUCCUGCUGCAGAAGCUGAUGGAGGAAGGCAACAUGCUUUACAAGAAGGGACGUAUGAAGGAGGCAGGCCAACGCUAUCAGUACGCCCUGAGAAAAGUUCCUCGAGAAGGCCAAGGGGGGGAACUAAAGGGGCUUAAAGACCUGCGGGUCUCUCUCUAUCUGAACCUGUCUCGCUGCCGCAGGAAAACCAAUGAUUUUGGCAUUGCCGAGGAGUUCGCAACGAAAGCCCUGGAACUCAAACCCAGGUCUUAUGAGGCGUUUUAUGCUCGAGCCCGGGCCAAGAGAAGCAGCAGGCAGUUUUCCGCAGCACUGGCAGACCUUCACGAGGCAUCGCGGCUCAGUCCGUCCAACCGGGAGAUCCGGCGACUGCUGGCGCGGGUGGAGGAGGAGUGUAAACACCACCAGAAGAUGUGCAGUAGCAGAGACCCCUUCGGCCAGCACCAUCAAGGCACGGACGAGGAGACAGACGUCUAUUCGCAGGGAAGUCUGGAGAGGCGCCAGCCGCAGCAGCGGCGGCAGCGGGAGGAGGAGGAGGAGGAGGAGGAGGACAGCGAUGACGCCAGUCUGCAGUGCGUGAAAAGUCCAGACUUUUGGCCUCUGAAUCCUUACGCUUCGAACAGGACCCUGCCAGGAGGCGUGGCCUUUGGUUUGUCAGAUCAGGUGCCGUGUUUCCCUCAGGAGGACUUUGCACAGAACCCAUUUUUCCUGGACACGGCGGAGUCUGCGGGCAGCAGGACUCACCACCACUGUCACUCCCUGCAGUCGGGGGUCAGAGUCGGAGGCAGGCCUCUGUCCUUGUGCGGCCCGUCCAGCCCUCUACCAGGCAGACACCUCUCCACCUCCCUGAGACCUGCGCCCGUGCUGGAAAUCGGAAUCAGCCGGGAUUCCAACAUGGAACAUUCCGGACACAGCCCCACCGAGCUCUUUCACCCCAUGUCCCCCAACAGCUCGUCUCCACCUGGACCUUUGCAUAUGUAUCAGCCUCGCACCUCGAGCUUCUCCAGAGGAUCCGACAGACUCUCCACGCACUCGGUGGCUCUGGACGGCCUCGGCUUCGCUCUCGGAUCUGGUCUGGACUUCCGCAGGGAGAGCGGCGGAGGAGUGGGCACGGCUGGCUCCAGAGGGUCCAGCUCCAGUCAGGCGUCCAGUGGGAAUCUGUCAGACGGUGGCAGGCAGCAGGUGCUGGACACUCCAUGUCCCAUCAAGAGCAGCGGUAGCUUUAAAUCCAAACCGGAACUAAAGCCGAGGCCUUUCAUGGGGGUGAUGGACAAAGCGGUACGGGUCCAGGGUCAACAGCAGGUGCAGGGAGGAGGCGGGGGAGCAGAGAGUUUCAGUAUGUCGGUCAUGGAGCUCCAAGGUCUCAACAAUGACUUCAAGCGCUCCUCUUUCCAGGAGCAGCUCUCCGGGCAGCAGCAGCAGGGUCGGGACUUUGGAGAGCGUCUGCACCAGCGUGACGCUAGGAGCUCCACGUCCUCGCAGCUACGCUUUCCCGAUGGGGGGAGGCACAGACAGACGAGCCUGACCAGAGACAACCCCGCCCUGCACAUGGCUCCCAUCAAGCCCAAACGCUCGUUCAUAGAGUCCAACGUCUGACUACGGACACGGGGGCACAGACAGAGUUUCAGUAGGUGUGACACACGUUAACGGUAGAGAUCAGUUUGACAUCAGCUCACUGCUCCCAGCUCCCUGUGUUUGUACAGUUCUGCUGCUGCACUGCUUUUACAAUCUAACUCCUAUUCAACUCAGGCUACUGCGCUUUUGCUCACACGGUCUACGACCAAACAUCUGGUAUCCCAGAAAAACAGAAAAGACUGACGUAGAAAAAAAAAAAAACAUAGCAGAAUGUUGUUUUUCAUCUUUUCAUUUGUGACAUUAAAUUAAGAUUUCAGUGAAGGUUUUUUUUUUUUUUGGAACAAAUAUACAAAAGCUCCUGCUGAUAGUUGCCGUUUAUAAUCAUUUUUAUUGUCACGUGAACAAAACAUUUAUAUUUGUACGGUGUACAUUAUAUUUGCAGAGAAUAUAUUUCUCCGUUAGGUUUACAGGCUCCGACAGAAAACAAUAACCCUGUGUUCUCGAAGAGUCUUUUUCUCGGUUCGUUAGAUAAAUCAACUCUGCACACCAGAUGGAUCACAAUGUAUCAUAAUAUAAUAUUGACUUGACUGCUUCAGUAUUUACUAUAUAUAUAUAUAUAAAUAUAUAUAUAUACAUUAUAAUAUAUUGUUUAUUUUUGUGCAUAGCAGAGAACGUGUUCACAUGGAGUGUCGAUGGUUUAUUCAAACACAGAGAGCAUUUACAGUCAAAUAUUUAAAAAGAAAAAACACUUUUUACAUCCCUGUAUUUCCAUAGUUGUCCCGUUGAGUUCCGAACUCUGAAAUCUAAACUAUGGGCGACAGAAUGUGACCACAACAUAACUGUGGUGUAAUAAAAUAUUCAU